This is a messenger RNA of Schistosoma intercalatum, 5566 nucleotides long. The record is from the annotation of a GenBank genome assembly. Lineage: Eukaryota; Metazoa; Platyhelminthes; Trematoda; Strigeidida; Schistosomatidae.
GGUUUACUAGCACCAUUUUUAAAACGUAACGUUGCCUUAAGGCAUGGUUUCUCAAGAUGAUGAAUUCGUUGUUCCUCACAUGGAUUUAUCUUGUUUGCAAAAUUCAAUAGCAUAUCAAAAAGUUCUUGAAGAACCUUGGACUUACCUUCACAAUUGGGAUUCUCUAACUCCCAGUGUUCAACAAGAGGUGGCACAAAACUUCCUAAGUGAACUAAGCUCACUUAAAACUGAAAUGGCGGUUACCCAAGGUGUAUUUGAUCCUUCCAUGUUUGUUAAUCAGGAUGCUUCGUGUGAUACAGCAGUAUGUUUUGAUGACAAACUUUUAUUUUAAACUAUCUCAAAUAUUUGUUUUAACUGAAAUAGAAAACGAUUUUAAAAUUAUAGGUUAGAUAAGGCCUUCAUGUCUUUUAAAACGGUCGCCUAGCUAAAACUAAUGAACUGCAAACACGAGGAAAUCAGUCUGGCUUCAGACCUGGUCGUGGCUGCAUCGACCACAUAUUCACCAUUCGCCAGAUCUUAGAACACAGACAUGCUUAUCGGCGUCCGACAAUGAAAGUUUAUAUUGACUUAAAAGCAGCAUUUGACUCUGUAGACCGAGAGGUUCUGUGUCAGUGUCAUUGAAAAGUGUUCCUCAGAAGUACAUAAACCUUGUGAAGGCUAUUUACUCGGACACCACCAGUCGGGUCAGUGCUUAUGGAUAGUAUUCAUCUGAUUUUUCAACCUCAAGUGUUGUCCGUCAAGGCAGUCCACUAUCUCCAUUUUUGUUCAAUUUCAUCAUAGACCUACUGCUGGAAAUAACGUUCUCGUUGACUGAAUUUUCUGGGAUUGACCUCCUACAAUGAGGGCUACUUAUUGACUUAGAAUACACAAAUGACAUAGUGCUGUUUGGUGAAGACAUGGAUAAAAUGCAGAGUAUUUUGGUAGCACUGAGCAACAAUGUCAGGAUGUUUGGGAUGUGUUUCUCCCCCUCUAAAUGCAAGUUGUUGCUUCAGCGCUGACUUGGGUCAACACAUGAACUGUGGAUAGGGAGUGAAGUAGUCGAACACGCUGACAACUUCACUUGUCUUGGAAAUCUGACCAGCCCUAAUGGGUUGGUGUCAGACGAAAUCUCAUCACGGAUUCGAAGUGGUCGUUUGGCUUAUGCCAACUUACUUCAUCUAUGGUGAAGGCGAGAUAUCCGUCUAUCAAUUAAGGGUCGCGUAUACAACGCAGCAGUUGGUUGUGUUUUACUUUGUGGCUGCGAGACGUGGCUAGUAGGGAUAGAGAGAGGGUACUUGCAAGUUACUAGUAUUUGAUUCAUAUGUUUCAGAAAGAUUUCCAGCACUGCUGGGAUCAUUGGGUAAUAGUGAGUAAUAAUGAGGUUAGGCUCAGAGUAUUAGGGAAUGAUGGUAAAUCAAUCGAUGAGUUGGUGAAUCUUCAUCGACUGAGUUGGUUGGGCCACGUCUGACAUAUUUUUAAACGUCGUUUACCACGAGUUGCAAUGCUGACAAGUGUUGGAGACUGUUGGAAGAAAGUUAGGGGUGGCCAAGCCGAAACGUGUCAUCAUUUCUUGGAGUCACAAACUCCUAGUUUGAACCGUGUUGGUAGAUGCAGACUACUUUGUUUUAGUCUGUGUGACUAUUGUAACUAGUGGUUGGAUACUGUGGGUGACAUGGCUCAGAAUCGAUCACAAUUGGGUAGGUGUAUACACUCUCUGUCUUCCCUUAAACUAUGAGAUUAAAAUCGCUUCAUAUCUUUCUACGUAAUAAUUCUUUCUUCCUGUACUAUAUCCUUAUAUGCAAUCUUUCUUUUAUAUAUUACCACCUCUGGAUUAACUACUUCUAUGAAUUUGGUGUUCAUCUUGCUGUGCUAAUGCGGUAUGGCAACUUGGACCGAUGUUUAUAUGUGCCUGGUCCUACGUUUUAGCUGACUGACUGAGACGGUACACUAUUCUUCAGGAAAAAUUCUGCCUGCUUAUCAAGAUUGUAAAGAGCUUAGAUCUGUGCAACAAAUUACAACAUCCUAAAAUAAACGUUUACUGGUUAUCUAGAAAGAUCAUAUUAAACAAAACACUGAUAAGUUUCACAAGGAUUAACUUAAUAUAUUCCGAAACAUACGGAUACAUAUCACCCUUACCGAUGGUAUUCUUUAGCUCAAAAUCAACAAUUAAUUAGAAUAGCUGGGAUGUUAUAACUGUAAGCUAGUUUGUUAUUUCUGGUUGAUGAUUUAAGUUUUGACCUAAGUUCGCUUUCAUUACUUUUUCUUUUUAAAUAUCAUAUUCUGCUCUAACACAGAAAACGUUUAUUCUAAGCCAUUCCGUAUAUGUGAAUUAAGGUCUGAAAAUCUUUGAUAUUUUCUGUCACACUUAAAGCGUAAAAUUCAGAGUCCAUUCGAUCUUAUUCUUACAAAAGUGGUAAAUGAAAGAUAUGAUCAGUUAAUGACAGGUCCCCGUAAAAUCCAUGAUUUUUACGAUGAUUUAGUUCUUGGUGGCCGCCCAUUACAUCUGCGUUGAUGAAAUCCUAGAAAUUAUACCAUUUAGUAACUUAAGUCUUUAUGAAAGGUACUCCACAAUAAAAUCGGCGGUAUUAUUAGAAUACUAUAUCGAAACCCAUCUUGUGUUCUGGUCUGAGACAUGAACUUUGAUAUUCUAAUUAUAUGACUAUCCUAUCUUUGUUUUGUAUAGAGUAUUUUUAAUACCUUGUGAGAUUUUUUGUUAAGAAACGAAUAAAAUAGAAGCAGAACUAUAAGAUGAAGAGCGGUGAACCGUAAUAAGAUCCAUAAAGAUGGUUGUCCAGUUCUAGAAACUGAAGUUUGAGAGCUGGACAUAAUCCCAUCUGACUGGCUUCGAUCUCAAUCUCUCCAGUUUACAAGAAAGAAUAAUUCUGUUGUGAUAAUCAUAAAAGAAUCAUUUUGAUUAGUGUAGGAUCUAACGUACUCUAAUCAUCUACCGCCUAACUAGGGCUCAUAAAGAUCGAACCUGAAACAAUCAGGCUACUUUCAUACUUGGACAUGGAUGUAUUGAUCAAAUUCUCCCUCUUCGCCUGGUUUUGGAACCCAGGCGUACGUACCGAUACACAACCUUAAUUUUGUUCCUUGGUCUUCUGGUCUCGUUUUACUCUGUUGAACUAAAGGUUGUAUGUCAAUGUUCGUUAUCGAAAAGUGUAUAAAAAAGGCUUGUAAACCUUGUACAGGCUCUCCACUUGAAUACUAUUGGCUGAGUCAAAGUUUAUGGUUAUUUUUCACCAGAAUUGUUGACCUCAAGUGCUUUUCAGCAUGGUCGCUCACUACCCAACGUUUUAUUUAACUUUUCUGUAAUGUCCUUCUAGAAAUAACUCCAUUCACCUAACUUUUCAGAGGUUGACCUUUUGUCACGAGGUUUGCUUAUCGACUAAGAAUACUUAGGUGAUCUAGUCCUAUUUGAUAAAGACGUAGGCAAAAUGCAGCUUUCAGAAAUGUUGUGCAUUACCGCUUUAGAGAACGAAAUGGUUUUGUGUGUUGAUAACUUCAUUUAUCUUGAGUUCCAUCAACACUGGCUGGUUGGUGUCUGAGUAAAUCGGUACACGAAUACAAAUAGUCUGACUGCCUUUUGCUAACUUUCUCCUCUUUUUGUGUAGGCAAGAUGCCUGUCUACCAACUAAAAUGCAUGUACAUUGUUCUGUGCAUCAUUUCAUAGCUAUGAGACAUAAAAAUCGAAAGUAGAGGGGAUAAGUAGGCUGAGUACUUUUUAUCAUAACUGUCUCCCAAGCCUUGGUCACGUUGUGUGGGACUGCCUAUUGAAUGAUGCUAAGGUUAGGCUUUUAGUAUUAGGCAAAGUGGCAGAUCAGUUGGUGAGAUUGUAAAUUUUUAUCCAUUUGGGUGAUUAUAACAUGUUACGUAAGGCGUUGUUUGAGGGCGUAAUAGUAUGCUGGAAGAAAACUAGGGUCGGCCGAACCAUCUGUCCAUAAAGCCAGAGAAUAUUGAUCUGGGCUGUGUUGUUAGAUGUAGUCUACUUGGUUGGGGUCCACGCAGUAACCGUGAUUACUGUCUAGAGAUUCGACAUGAAGAAGCAUUCACAACUUAUCUUAUUCUGGAUAUUGAAUUUCAGUAUUCCUGCAUACACCUCUGUACCAUGUGUUUUCGUUCAUCUUAGUUAUUGUCAUCUUGCGCUAAUGUGCUACGGCAACUUGGACCGAUUCGCAUCUUUGUCUGCCUCUAUGUUGAUGACUGAAUGACCAAGUCAACUUAAUCUAGUUCGAGAUGUUGCGACCGUCACUAGGUUCAUCAACUAUCAUAUUAGGAAAUACUGACCUACCUAUUGGAAUUUUUACAAAGUAGAUAAUCAGGUUCAAUAACUACAACUAUAAUAGAAAAAUCUAGUUAAUGUCUUUUAAUCACAGGUUUCAUUUAUAUGCCUUCUUUUAAUUCGUUAUUUCCUUCAGUCUACUGCAACCUGACAGAAGUACUAUGCUGUUAAGUCUCCAUUUUUCUAAACUAGAGCAGUUAGUGGGUAAAAUGUUAUAUUAGUCAGUUUUAUCUAUAUACCCAUAGAUUCUGAUUUAGCGAACAAGGACACCAGUGGGAACAAUCGAAUGUAUUUAACACAAAAUUACAGGACUUGUUAAUAAAAUCUAACAAUCAUAAAUUAAAUGCUUAAUUUGCAAAAUGUCCACCAAUUGUCUCAAAAUGAAUCAGACUUCACUAUUCUUGCAUUUUCAUACAGAUUGCAUUCUGUUUCCAUUCUUUACUGUUCGAUCCUCUUGUUUCUCUGCUGCCAGACAUUCUGUUCACGACUGACAUCAUCUACUACUUAUGUCAAUAUAAGUAGCACACACCACACUGAGUUAAUUAUUUUCUUAAUAUGAACAAGAAUACUCAACUAAUAAUUUUUACGUUCAUUUAUCUAGGUUUCUGGACAAAAUGGUAAUACAACAGAAAAUCAUGCAAACACCAAGUAGUGUUUUGAUUAUUUUUGUUUCCUGUUGUUCUAAAUAAAGUUUACAAAAUUAUAAUCGUGUUUUCUUUUUUUAUUUAGUUCUAAAGACUAUAUAGAUUGAUUACACAAUAUAUUAGAUUUUUUUGAGGUUUCCGUUAGAAACUUCAAGUCUUUUCCUACAUCUUAAUAUACUUCAAAUGUUAUUACUCACUUAAAUCUAUAGAUUUAAUUUUAUAGGGAACCAAUAAAUCGAUCGUGCAAUCACGAUUUGGAGGUAAACAGGUUUGUAGGUUAUAAGUGGGUACAAAGUAGGAACUGAGUACUAGAAAUAGUUUAUUUAAGCUCUUUCCCCAAUACGGCAUAUCUAUACUAUUAUAAUUUAUGAAGUAUUUUGAUGCUAUAAGGAUGAACUAUGAAAGAAGUUUCCGAAUUCAACACUUAAAUAACGCUCAUCCUAACAUACAAUUUACUAUGGAACACGAACAGAAUGACAUGUUCCACUUUCUUGAUGUUGCUAUAAAACGUAGGAGAGACGGGACAGUCCAACGUUCGAUUUAUCGAAAAAGUACUUGGAAUGGCAUUUACCUGAAUUUCAAUAGCUUUUGUCCACUCAGUUACAAUAAGGCAUUAGUUAAAACACUAUUUUAUAGGGCAGAAAAGAUAUGUACCACUGAC